Molecule: messenger RNA, 258 nt
Organism: Ostertagia ostertagi
Lineage: Eukaryota; Metazoa; Nematoda; Chromadorea; Rhabditida; Trichostrongylidae
Source: the annotation of a GenBank genome assembly
UGUUCUUAUACUGCGCCUCCAUUUCAGGGGUUGCGUAUUGUGUUUGAAGAUGGUUCACGUCUAGUGUUCCGUCUUUCCGGAACAGGAUCGGCAGGAGCCACUAUUCGUCUUUACGUAGAUUCAUACAUACCGGCGAAUGAUGCGAACAGGCUCUUUGCACCUGCUCAGGAGCUCCUCAAGCCGUUGGUCCUCAUUGCACUGGAUCUCUGCAAAAUGGAGCAAUUCACACAAAGAACGGCGCCUACUGUAAUUACAUAA